AAUACUCUGCAACGUUCAAUAGCAGGAUAGCUAUACCGAGUCAACAAUCAAGAAAUCGGUUGUUCCCACUUUUGAAUCAUUGCGUAUUCCAUCUUAGUAUAUUCUAACCAUUCAGCAUGCCAAAGAAGAGAUCGUCCAACGGAAGAAACAAGAAGGGUAGAGGACACGUCAAGCCAGUCAGAUGUGUUAACUGCUCCAGAUGUGUCCCUAAGGAUAAGGCCAUCAAGAGAGUCACUAUCAGAAACAUGGUCGAGGCUGCUGCUGUGAGAGAUCUGUCUGAGGCAUCCGUCUACGACGAGUAUCCACUGCCAAAGCUGUACCACAAGUUGGUUUAUUGUGUCUCAUGCGCUAUCCACGCCAGAAUUGUGAGAGUCAGAUCUAGAACUGACAGAAGAAUCAGAACUCCACCAGUCAGACAAAGAUUCAACAGAGAAAGAAGAGUUUCUCCUGCUGACGCUGCUAAGAAGGCCACUGCUUAAAUUGUGUUGUAGAAGUGCUGAUGUAUAGCGUACAGUAAUGAUAUGUUGAUAAAAUAUAGGA
Messenger RNA from Ogataea polymorpha, 540 nucleotides. Its product is annotated as 40S ribosomal protein S26-B. The transcript has a single exon. Bases 117 to 479 code for a protein of 120 amino acids. Gene Ontology annotation, cellular component: ribosome; cytosolic small ribosomal subunit. NCBI's taxonomy places the organism in Eukaryota, Fungi, Ascomycota, Pichiomycetes, Pichiales, Pichiaceae. Gene Ontology annotation, molecular function: structural constituent of ribosome; mRNA binding. The record is from RefSeq and is a predicted model, not a curated record. Gene Ontology annotation, biological process: translation.